This is a messenger RNA of Anopheles moucheti, 1045 nucleotides long. Its product is annotated as ras-related protein Rab-18-B-like. Gene Ontology annotation, molecular function: GTP binding; GTPase activity. The transcript is spliced from 3 exons. NCBI's taxonomy places the organism in Eukaryota, Metazoa, Arthropoda, Insecta, Diptera, Culicidae. The record is from RefSeq and is a predicted model, not a curated record. Bases 150 to 758 code for a protein of 202 amino acids.
UUCUCUAUCGCAUUUCUCUAUUGUUUCGUGAAAACAUUCGAUUUCACAAUCCUAUCGAAUAGUGUUUGAGAUAGCGGAAGGAAGCUGCAAAGCUGGGGUGCUUCGGAUAGUAUAGAAAUCAAGCAUAUCAGCACGCAAAAACAUCAACAAUGGAUCAGGACCGUAUUCUAGCGACGUUCAAGAUAUUAAUAAUAGGCGAAAGUGGAGUAGGAAAAUCUAGUCUGAUGCUUCGAUUCACAGAGAACGACUUUGACAGCGAUCAAGCGCUUACGAUCGGUGUGGACUUUAAAACGAAAAUGCUCGAUAUCGACGGUGUGAAGGUGAAGCUCGCUAUAUGGGACACGGCCGGGCAGGAACGGUUUCGUACGCUUACGCCAAGCUACUAUAGGGAUGCCCAGGGAGCGAUCCUGGUGUAUGACGUCACAAAGAAAGACACAUUCCAGAAGCUAGAAUCGUGGUUAAACGAGCUGGAAAUUUACGGUACGCGCAACAACAUGGCCAAAAUGAUUGUGGGCAACAAGAUCGAUCAGCCGAACCGGGCGAUAAGCAGGGACGAAGGGUUUCGGUUUGCCAAAAAGCACCGCAUGAUGUUCAUCGAAACGUCGGCCAAAACGAGCGAAGGUGUAAAGGAUGCAUUUGAGGAAGUAGUGCGUAAGAUUAUGGAAACUGACGGGUUGUGGGAACGAAACGAUUACGGUGACGGCGGCGUUGAUCUACAUGGCAAUCGAAUACCGGCGGCGGGUUCCUGUUCCUGUUAGCUUCCAGCUGAAUCGUACGAGCUUACAUGCACCAGGCACAAAACGGGAUCACCUGCGGACAGAGAGAUUUAUCGCAUGCUUUGCUGCUCAUUAUCGUGCUCGUCCAUCCCGUUGUACCGUUCAUCAUGAUAUUCAAUCCAACGGUAUGGUAAAUAAGUUUUUGUUUUAAUUUUUUUUUUAAAUUCAGUUUUGUGUUUAGUUAAAAUUUUUUAACACUAUUUUAUGCACUGUGUAUGUGUGUGUGGUUACAUUAAGGUAUUCUAGGCGAAAAUAAAAUAAUAGGAAAG